This is a messenger RNA of Oppiella nova, 1392 nucleotides long. The record is from the annotation of a GenBank genome assembly. Lineage: Eukaryota; Metazoa; Arthropoda; Arachnida; Sarcoptiformes; Oppiidae.
AUGGUUCACGAGUUGUCCACUCAAUCGGUUCCAGAGAUCUCUUAUCCGAAGAAUAAGAAGCUUUUAAAUCCAUUGCAAAGACAUGUCAAUGGAUUCAAUCGAUGGCUGCCGAGGAAUAUCGAAAUGAAGGCAAAAGUGUGGGAAUUGAGUGAAAAGUUAAGUGAAGAGCACUUCGUCUAUGGAUUCACUCGAAGACAAUCACUAGAGAAGAGGUUCAGACGUAAGACUGGUCUGAAUUGGAGGUCAAGACUGCUAUCACUUCAUUGCAAACCAUUCACUGUUACCAUCACUCGAGUCGAAGAACCAUCAGAAGUGACGAAACCAGUGAACCAUCGAUUGGAUCCAAUGGUGAGACAAUCGGAUUCACAGAUCUGUAACAAGACAUCGACAGUUGAAUGGGAACUGGAGUUCGAGUUAACAAAGUUUGUGAACAAAUCGAUGCAAACAAACGGUGCAGUCGUUGAAGACAAUGACCAAAAGAAGUCGAAGAAUGGAUUGAAUUUGAAGAGUUUGUCGAUUGUCUCAGAAAGAGAUGUCAGAAUCGAUUCGAUGGCCAAACAGUUGUCUAUUGAAAGCAAAAUUUGUGCGGAUUUUGAUAUCAAAGACUAUAAAGAUGUGAUAAAUUCACGAAACUUUACGGGAAAAGUAGUUUUGGUGACCGGAAGUAGUUCUGGAAUCGGGGAGGGGAUCAGUAAACUGUUCUCUAUAUUAGGGGCCAAUGUUGUGGUCACCGGUAGGAAAGAAGCGGAUGUCCAGAAAGUUGCUACAGAAGUGCAAGAGUUGUCGCCAAAGAAACUAAAGCCAUUAGAAGUGGUCGGAGAUCUCACACAAACUGAAUUCAUCGCUACUUUAAUCGGCAAUACUAUCAAAACAUUUGGAAAGUUAGAUGUUUUGGUGAACAACGCCGGUAUAUAUCCGACGACAAACAUAACUCAAACAGAUUUAAUGCAAGUCUGGGAUCAAGUAUUCAACACUGAUUUGAGAGCAGUCGUCGAACUAAUCCACGAAUCGGUUCCACAUUUGGAGAAAACCAACGGCACUAUCAUUGAUAUCUCGAGUAUUGGUGCCAUUGCACCGUUAUACCAAAGCGUUGCCUACGGGCCCGCAAAAGCCGGUUUAGAUAUGAUUACUAGAGUACUGGCCCUCGAAUUGGGACCCAAAGGCAUUCGUGUCAACACUUUGAAUCCAGGUGCUAUUCAAGUGACUGACAAAGUGGACCCCCUAUAUGAAUGGGGAAAGACUAUAACACCACUCAAGCGUUUGGGACAACCAUUAGAUAUCGCUAAAGGGGUGGCAUUCCUGGCCUCAAGUGAUGCCUCAUUCAUAACCGGCGCUAAUCUGGUGGUCGACGGCGGACUUGUCUAUAAUAUCGGCGCUUUUAAUACUUUAUAA